CAUCUAUUCGUGUACUACAACAACCACCGUUGCCCUGAAUAAAAGCGAGACAGUGUAAACACAACUCCAGGAACAUGAAAAGAUCGGGUGACAGUGAGGGGGAGAAGAGAAGAAAGAGGCGGAGGCUACUGCGGGAGUUGGGAGACCAUAAGAUCCCCUUUUUGGGACCUUCAGAUCGUGGCUUUCAGCAACUGUGGGAUACCAGUUACUCUGGCCUAGUUCUGAGGAGAUCCUGCUCACUGCCUGCUGAGCUCCAUGGCCGGGUACAGGCGGCUCUCCUCACCCUGAGAAGGAAGGGCUGUCUUCUGAGGGAUCUGGUUCGCGUCCGUGACCGAGAUGUAUUCACCGCCGUGUCGCGGGCUCUGCUGGGUGAGCCGGGCCACACCUAUCGCUAUCUGGACACACGGCUCUUUGCCAUCCCCUGGCACAGUGAGGACACGGAGGUCAAAGGACAAAACUGUUGUGACCCUGAUUUGAGGUCUGCCUGCAAGGCACUCUGGGAGCUUAACAACUUCUUCUGCUCUGAUGUCUCUCAGCUGAAGGAAGGAGACCGGCUAACACAAUGUGCGAAGGAGGAAGCAGAAGCCAAACAGGGUGAAGAGGGGGACACAGAGUCUAAACACAGUGAAGACUCCAAGAAUAGUGAAGGAGAGGACUCGGAGUCCCGACAAAGUGAGGAGGGGGACACAGAGUCCAAGCACAGUGAGGAGUGGGACAUUGAGUCGAAACACAGUGAAGAAGGAUGCUCUGGGUCAAAGCAGGAAGGAGAAUGGGAGACAGGGUCCAGACACAGCGGUGAGGAGGGAGAAUCCUCCCAGGUCAAACCAAGUGAAUCUGGUGUUGCAGCAGAGUCGGAACUCAGUGAAGGAAAGAUCCCCGGCUGGGCACCUAAAACCAGCACAGAGACUGAAUCUGUAGGACUAGGGACUCAAGAGAAACCUGUGGCCCAACUCAAGCACAACUUGUCAGAUUACCACAUUGAGGAAAAGGAGGAACAGGAAAGCGGACAGGGCUGCUCCCAGCCAAGUCCUCCACCAGCAUGCACCGGUCCGGUCAAGUUCAAUGUCACCUUACUCAACUACAUGGACCCAGCAGCUAUGAGCCAGCUUAAAGAGGAGCCUUACUAUGGCAUGGGCAAAAUGGCAGUAGGGUGGCACCAUGAUGAAAAUCUCAUCGCUCAUUCACCAGUGGCUGUUUACAGCUAUAGCUGUCACGAUGACAAAGGUGAGAGCAGUGAGGGAGGCAGCAGUGAGAAGGUAUGCUGGAGGAUUGGGCUCAAGGUAGCCUGGGACAUCCACACACCUGGCCUGAUGCUGCCACUGGAGUCUGGAGACUGCUAUUACAUGCGAGAUGACCUGAACAGUACCCACCAGCACUGUGUCCUAGCUGGAGACACCGCACGCUUCAGCUCCACACAUAGAGUGGCCGAGUGUUCUAGUGGGACCCUGACCUACAUCCAGUCGCAGUGCCGAGAGGCCCUGUCCAACCUGCACACUGACCCAGAGACAGGCUCCCACAGCCUGCUGGCCCUGCUGCCGACAACGCUACAGCACUGUGAGGAGAUUCACAAUGAGGUGGAGUUUGAGUGGCUGCGGCAGUACUGGUUUCAGGGCCAACGCUAUGCCCGAUUCUGCAGCUGGUGGACCAGACCGAUGGAGCAGCUGGAGAAAGACUGGAGGCUCAUGGAGACGAUGACUAUGCUCUUCCUGGCUACAGUGGAGGAGGAGGGUCAAGCAGGGGAGGGAAGGAGGGAGAUGGCAGAAACCCUGCUGUCUGCCUUGACAGACAGACAGCAACAAAGGCAGACAUGGAGAGACAGGUGCCACUCAAGUCUGGCCCAGACAUUACCCCCCGAGGAAGCCCCAGUGGACCGUCCCUUCUGGGGUGUGGAUGACCCCAGCAUGCCGCUGCCCUUUGAUCUGGCUGAAAUCAUCAGCAGAGUGGAGUCACUGCUCUGGAGGAUGUGAGUGAUGGAUAGAGGAAGAGAGAAAGAGAGAAAACCCAAAACAAAACCCACCAGCUUUUCUGAAUGUGGGGGCCCCACAUCAGCUGAGGGGAUAGACCACUGAAGAUAUCCUGUUGUGAUUCCACCAAGAUUGAUUUCCUUUUGAUUGGGGCAUCUGCAUCCACCUCCACCCUCCUCUAUUCCAGCUCAGCCAGCUCCGGCCGGACGGAAACCAGACCACCACAAUAGAACCAGAAUAGUGCUUCAGUAACAUGCUAACAAUGCAAGCUUAGUGAUAAGCUUCUAGUGUCACAACAGUCUAACGAAACAUUUAAGUGGAACCUGCAUUUCAGUGUUAGCAUACAUUGUGCAACUAUUUAUUAUUUCAGUGUAUUCUGUUACUUAAUCUCAUGUAACCCAGACAUGCUUUUAUCAGUGGAUUGACUCAUUCUCAGUACAGUGCAUUCAUAUAUGCUUUCUAUUUGUCACACAGUGUUAUAAUACAGUAUAGAAUGGUUCAAAAAUGCUCACAUAGCAUCGCAUUCUUCACUUGUGUAUAGUAAUCCCUUUUAUUGUGUUCAACAGUGGAAUGAGCCCAAAGGAGACCAAAGAAAGAUUAUAAGAAAGUUCUGAAUGUCCCCCAGUGGAGAACAUGAAGAAUGUGUUUGGUGUGUACAGUGUGACGGUGUGUGUGACAAUGUGUAUGUGUGUUCUCGUAUGUGAAUAUACAUGUGAUCAGUUGUUGGCCUGUGUGCUUCUGCAUGUGUACAUUCACUCUCCCACAUGUCUACAUGAAAGCGCGUGUGUUUGAAUGUGAUAGUGUAUGUGUGUGUGUGUGUGUGUGUGUGUGUGAGCCUGUAGGCAGCCUGCCAGUUGUUUGUUCUAGAAGAUAUGCAUAUGGAGGAACAGAGACAAGCAGCAGGGCUCCUCUGCCUCUGCUCUGAUGAAAGGCAGCACUGAUAGAAUGACCCGGAACACAACCGCCGUUUCUCAUAAUUACAGCUGUUCAAUCGCUUUUAAUUACUCUUAAAGUGUGUAGAGCACCACAUUCCCCUGUAAUGCUGCAGGCCAUCCGAGGGAGCGGGAGAAAGAUCCGGCGCUUCUGACAAAAUCCACUUUCAAAAAAGCUAAAAGGGUGGAAAAGGGGGCCAACGUCAAAGCAGUGUAGCAGCCCUCCUCGUUUGAUUCCUUUCUCUAUCUAGUUCAUGAUGAAGUAGAGAUGUUGUUUACUAUUAAAAAUGCAGAAUGCACUCCUUUUUUACUUCUGAAGUUUUUUCCAAGAUGUUAAUGGUUGCCAAAUGCUGUUCUUCUUGCUUCUUCUUUUGCUGCGCCUCUGUUGUUUGUUGUUGUCAGAGAGAUUUGUUUGUAGAUUGGCAGUAGCGUUGACUUGUUUGAAUCACUUUGUGCUCCCUGCGCCACAGCUUGUCUGUCUGAAGCAAUAGGAAUGGCAGUGAAUAAAAAAAACAGUGUUUUAUCCAA
Molecule: messenger RNA, 3424 nt
Organism: Scatophagus argus
Lineage: Eukaryota; Metazoa; Chordata; Actinopteri; Scatophagidae
Gene: fto
Product: FTO alpha-ketoglutarate dependent dioxygenase
Exons: 10
Coding region: 75-1967 (630 amino acids)
Biological process (GO): RNA repair; DNA alkylation repair; regulation of multicellular organism growth
Molecular function (GO): mRNA N6-methyladenosine dioxygenase activity; ferrous iron binding; broad specificity oxidative DNA demethylase activity
Source: RefSeq, a predicted model, not a curated record